AUGUGUAACGGUAGUGACUAUGCAGUAGGAGCGGUCCUUGGGAGAGUUGGUAAGGUUCUUCAUGUUAUAUACUAUGCCUCUUGGACUCUUAAUGAUGCUCAGUUGAAUUACUCUACUACGGAGAAAAAGCUUUUAGCGGUCAUCUUUGUUAUAGAAAAGUUUUGGUCUUACUUGAUUGGAACUAAAGUUAUUGUUUACAUUGACCAUGCAACUCUUAAAUAUUUUCUAGUUAAGAAAGAAGCAAAGCCCAGACUUAUUCAGUGGAUUGUACCCCUUCAAGAUUUUGAUUAUGAAAUAAAAGAGAAGAGAGGCUCAGAAAAAUUGGUGGCUGAUCAUUUAAAUUCAUAUGCAUAUUGCAAGGCUUGUGAUCAUUGUCAACGAGUAGGUAAAAUGACUGCUAUGGAUCAAAUGCCCCAAACUCCCAUACAUAUUAUCGAGAUUUUUGAUGUUUGGGGCAUUGAUUUUAUGGGACCAUUUCCAUCGUCAUGCAGUUUUGAGUAUAUUGUUUUAGUGGUUGAUUGUGUGUCUAAGUGGGUGGAAGCAAAAGCAACUAAAGUAGAUAAUUCUAAAACAGUAGUUGAGUUCAUUAGAACGAAUAUAUUUGUGAUAUUUGUGACUCAUAAAGUAACUUCUGCCUACCAUCCACAAGCAAAUGGCCAAGCCGAGGUAUCGAAUAGCGAAGUCAAGUCUACUCUUGAAAAGACGGUGAACCCAAAUAGGAAGGAUUGGAGUGUAAGACUAGAUGUUGCUCUAUGUGCAUAUCACAGGGCAUACAAAACACCGCUUGGUAUGUCGCCGUAUCGGUUGGUGUAUGGAAAGACUUGUAAUUUAGCGGCUGAAUUAGAGCAUAAAGCUUGGUGGACUGUGAAAAAGUGUAACAUGGAGAUGGAUAAUGCAGACCAAUAA
Humulus lupulus (European hop) is the source of this 906-nucleotide messenger RNA. RefSeq lists its product as uncharacterized. Gene Ontology annotation, molecular function: nucleic acid binding. Lineage: Eukaryota; Viridiplantae; Streptophyta; Magnoliopsida; Rosales; Cannabaceae. The record is from RefSeq and is a predicted model, not a curated record. The coding region runs from base 1 to 906 and encodes 301 amino acids. The transcript has 3 exons.